Molecule: messenger RNA, 580 nt
Organism: Prorocentrum cordatum
Lineage: Eukaryota; Dinophyceae; Prorocentrales; Prorocentraceae
Source: the annotation of a GenBank genome assembly
GGAAACUGCCAGAGGCCAGCGCCAAGCCAUGGGGGGCGCGGGCCGCCAGAGGCGCGCGGCAGCGCUUGCUGCCCUAGCCGCGGCGCUCGUGGCGCCGCUGGCUUUCACGGCCGCGCACUGGCAGCAGCGCCCAUCUGGGCUUGCGCGAGCGCCGCCGCCGGUGGCGUCUUCGAGCCUGCGCCCAGUGACGUCUGCGAGCCCACGCGACGGCAGCAAGGUGCCGAGGGGGCCCCGUUUCCAGGGCAUCAGCUCCCCUAUGAGGCAGGACAAGCUGGAGGCCAAGAUGGGGUUGUACCAGUACGAGUUCGAGGAGGAACGAGACGGCGGGAUGUAUGACAUUAUCAAGUAUCCUCUGCUUACAGAGAAGGACGCCUGCAUGCUGAUGGAAGAGUACAACACGUACACGUUCCUGGUUGACCGCCGUGCCAAUAAGCCACAGGAGGGGAAUCAGAGCUGCAGUCGAGACUGUCUUCGGCGUGAAGGUGAAGAAGUGCAACACCCUCAUCCCCAUGGCAAAGUUCACCAGGGAGUUCGGCAGGAAGAUCGGAAGGAAGUCUGUCUACAAGAAGGCGUACUGUGA